Messenger RNA from Kickxella alabastrina, 576 nucleotides. RefSeq names its product signal peptidase complex subunit 2. Gene Ontology annotation, biological process: protein targeting to ER. The record is from RefSeq and is a predicted model, not a curated record. Bases 1 to 576 code for a protein of 191 amino acids. Lineage: Eukaryota; Fungi; Kickxellomycota; Kickxellomycetes; Kickxellales; Kickxellaceae. The transcript has a single exon. Gene Ontology annotation, cellular component: signal peptidase complex; membrane.
AUGGGCAAGCCUAAGAACAACACGCAGGCCAAGGUGGUCGUUAACACGUCCAGCGUCUACGAGCUGAAGACAGCGUGCGACACGGGGCUCAAGGAGUUCCUCAGGUCGCGGGGAUAUGAGGAGAUGCAUACACACACAGACGUUAAGCUGAUUCUGGGGUACAUCGGUGUUGUCUUCUGCGCCAUCGACUUUGCGUACAGCUGGAAGUAUCCGUUUGAGCAGACCAAGUGGUUCUCAUACAUCAGCGUCGCCAUAUACGCGCUGACAUCGGCCCUUGCACUUGUGUAUUCGUAUGCCGUGCAGCGUGACACCUUCUUUGUUGGCUACAACAAGGCAAAGGGCCACGUUGUGUCGGCCGGCUCGCGCACAAAGUCCGGCGAGGACACCUACAGGCUGACGCUGACUACACGCCCCAUCCGUGGGCGCCAGGACCCGCCUGUAUUUAAUUCGAAGCCUGUCGAGCUCAAGCAGUCGUUUGCGUCCUGGUUCCACGAGGACGGUGAGUUUGCCAGCGCCAAGUUCAAUGCCGACGUCGAGUCCGCCAUCGAUGCGCUGCUUGCCAAGAAGAGCGAGUGA